Solanum stenotomum is the source of this 1122-nucleotide messenger RNA. RefSeq lists its product as uncharacterized. The record is from RefSeq and is a predicted model, not a curated record. The coding region runs from base 1 to 1122 and encodes 373 amino acids. NCBI's taxonomy places the organism in Eukaryota, Viridiplantae, Streptophyta, Magnoliopsida, Solanales, Solanaceae. The transcript is spliced from 3 exons.
AUGGAUAAGUUUCUCAUCAAGUUACCAAAGCCAAAAGAUGGCCAACCAAGUUCUAGCUCUAAUCAACCAUUUGUGAGUUCACAAGUUGCUCCGGAAGUUCAAAGACAUAUAAAUUCUUUUCCAUUUUCAAAUACGGAUAAUAUGCUUGAUUUUAAAUCUCUUGAAGCAGAUCCCAAAGAUCAAAUGCCUAUUUCAUCUUAUGGUCCUAAUAUUCGAGAUACGAAUGAACUUGAAAGUCGUGGAAAUGUCAGAGAUUCAUUUACAAGAGCUGGUUUUAGGUGUUGGAACAAAGCUUUAGAAAGAUUCAAAAAACAUGUUGGUAAGGUGUUGCUAUUGACGAAUGAGUUGAAUAAAGUUUUACAAAAGAAAGAUCAAGAUAUCGCUAAUGCUAUGGGAUUGCUUGACCUUUCAAAGAAACGAUUGCAAAUGAUGAGAGAGGAUGAAUGGGACUCUAUGAUGGAUGAGGUUAGCUUAUUUUGUGGUAAACAUGGUAUUUCAAUUCCCAAAAUGAAUGAAGGCUACUCUAAUAGGAAGUCAAAGCGUAAGAUGUUCAAUAUUUCAUAUUUGCAUCACUUUCGUGUGGAAGUAUUUUAUGCCGUCAUUGAUUUGGCACUUCAAGAACUCAAUAAUCGUUUUGAUGUGGUGACUAGUGACUUGCUCCUCGGUAUGGCUAGUUUGAGUUCGGUUGAUUCAUUUGCUAAUUUUCACAAGGAUAGGAUAAUGAAACUAUCCGAGUACUAUUCAAGUGAGUUUGGUGAUAAAGAGCUUCGGGAACUCAAUUUUCAACUCGAUGAUUUUAUUGUCUAUGCUCAAAAGUGUGAUAGCAAGUUUCUCAACUUGAAAGGAAUCAAGGAUCUUGCAAGAGUGAUGAUAGAGACAAAACUAGAUCAAACUUGGUUACUUGUGAAGCUAACUUUGAUUAUUCUUGUUGCUACCGCAAGCGUGGAAAGAGCAUUCUCAUCAAUGAAGUACAUAAAGAAUGAUUUGCGUAAUAGGAUGGAUGAAUAUCUUUUGAAUGGUUGUUUAGUUUUCUAUAUAGAGCGUAGUAUAUUUAAAAAUGUAAGUAAUUAUGCCAUUAUUGAUCGUUUUCAAAAUAUGAAAACUCGUCGAGGACAGUUGUGA